Molecule: messenger RNA, 971 nt
Organism: Solanum dulcamara
Lineage: Eukaryota; Viridiplantae; Streptophyta; Magnoliopsida; Solanales; Solanaceae
Product: auxin-induced protein 6B-like
Exons: 1
Coding region: 194-649 (151 amino acids)
Biological process (GO): response to auxin
Source: RefSeq, a predicted model, not a curated record
AUAACAUCUGUAUAUAUCCUCAACUAUUAAGGACAAUCCCGUCUUUUCAUUCAUUAGGUCUAUAUAAGAUACACUCUUUAAGAACCAUUUCUUUAUCAUUUCAUAUUUGUUUUUAAAAAAAAUAAUAAAACUUUACUCAACUCACUCCCUCCCUCAUUCUUCUGCAUACACAGUUUGUAUUUGAUUGUUGGAGAUGUCGCUUGAGAUUGGAAAAUUCAAUAAGAUCCGUUGCAUUGUGAGGAUCAGUCAGAUGCUCCGACAAUGGAAGAAAAGAGCUGUUUCUCCUUCAUCUAAACGCAUAGCUCCUGAUGUUCCUUCCGGACAUGUAGCGAUCUCGGUAGGCAGUAGUUGCCGGAGAUUCGUGGUGCGAGCGAAGUAUUUAAACCAUCCGAUUUUCAGAAAGCUACUGAUUCAGGCGGAGGAAGAAUAUGGCUUCUCGAACCAUGGAACCUUGGCUAUACCUUGCGACGAAUUUUUGUUCGAGGAAAUCCUUUGGUUCGUCUCUCGAUCUGGAUCGAGUAACUGCAAUCGUUCGUUAAACAUUGAAGAUUUUCAGAAAUCCUGCCAUGCAAGGUACAGGAAUAGUGUGGAAAAUUUUGGUGAAUCUCGGGCGUUACUUGGUGGAUCUACUGAAAAAUCAGUGUGUUAAAAAAACUUGAAAAUUUGAUUUUUAGGAGUAGGAAAUUUAUGAUUUUGCAAAUGGAGAUGGCGAAAAAAAAUAAUCCUUCGAGGACUAAUUAAGUCAUCCCAAGAUGUUUUGCUAACAGACUCCAGAUUGUAAAGAGUGUCUGUUAUUUUUCUUUUUUAAAACUAGGAGGAGUCAAAAUUUAACUAGUCAAAUCAAUGGAGCUACUAAAAUUAUCUCUAUAUUAUUCUUUAUGAUAUUUAUGUUAUACGUAUUUUUUUUCUUUGUUCAGAAAAAAGUUGUAAAAUUUGAUACUUGCGUAAUUGAUAUACUACUCUUCAUAAAA